AAUUAGUUGUUGACCCCUCUGAGUUUAGACAUUUUUGCUUUUGUUUACAAUUAAAAAUUGAUUUGAGAAACGACAUGUCAGUUUAUCAACAGUUAUAUUCAAAGGAUUUCAAAGUAAAGGAUGAACCCUUUGAAGAGUUCUAUAUUCAAGAAGCUGUCUUUGAAACAGAUGUCACCGAGGGAAAUGAAUUGGAAAAAUGUUGUCUUUGCCCAAUCGGCCUAAAUUAUCAGAAACUUCUGCUUGACCAUAUUGUUAAUAAUCAUAAUAGUCAAACUAACAUAUCCUGCUGUGUCUGUCCUGAAGGAAUUGAACUUCAAACAAAUUUGAUAAAUCAUUUAUUGUUUCAUUUUACUCUCAAAAUAGAAAACGAAGAAACAAUUGAGAAUAUUCAAUCGCAAGAAAAAUGCAGUACAGAAGUUGAUGACACUAAUUUCGUGUCGUAUUUCAAAAAUUCAAAAGAUUUAGUAAAUCUUGAAACAUUAUCAAAUAAACUUCCAAGUUUAAGUGACAAUAAGAAGAAACAGCACUUCAAUUGUGAACAUUGUGACAAGUCAUUUCUAAGCAAACAGAACUUACAAAAGCAUUGUAGGAAUGAACAUGAUCCUGAAAUUUGUAAUCGUAAUAAACGUAAACCUUCUGAUUCACCAAAAAUUAAAUGCAAAAUUUGUCCAAAGCAGUUCAAAUACAAGCAAGGAGCUCAAAAACAUUGGGAUCUUGAACAUAAUCCUCUAAAUUCCUAUGAAUGUCCACGAGAAUCUUGCACCAGUCGCUGUAAAACAUUAAAAAAUCUUCAUGCACAUAUCCGAACCCACGAUCCACCGCGUUCUUCAGUCGAUGUUGACAAUUUACAAUGCCAUAAAUGUUUGAAAACAUUUGACACACAAAAGCAACUCACUUUACAUUUCUACACUCAUCGUGAAAAGUUCUUUUGUUGUGAUAUGUGCGGAUCAAAAUUUAACAAUCGAGAACAGAUAAAAAAUCACGUACUCAGACAUGUCGGACUUUUCAGAAAAAUAAUUUCUCAACAGAGAAUUAUUUGUGAUCAGUGUUCAAUGAUGGUUUUCUCACAUAAAAUGAAGCGACAUAAAUUAAUUCAUCAUUCUGAUGAAAGGCCUUUCAAAUGUGACAUGGAAGGAUGCAAUGCAGCUUUUUCUGACAGCAGAGUUUUACGUGAUCACAGAAACAUUCAUCUUGAGUUGAAACCUUACAAAUGUGAAUUUUGUACGGAAGCCUUCAGAUCAGGAGCUAAUUUGAGAUUACAUCGAGUUCGUCACACAGAUCCAGAUCGGUAUCGUUGUGAAGAAUGCCAAGCGAGUUUCGUAACGAAACAAGCACUACAAAAACAUAAUCGACUUCACACAGAAGACCCCGAAGUGAGACCAUUUGCUUGUGAUUAUCCUGGAUGCAGCAGCACUUUUAAGCAAAAAGAUCACAUCAGAAAUCAUUAUCGUCGAACGCAUGAAAAGUCAGAUGAAAUCUUCGUAUGUAGUUUUUGUUCCAAGAAUUAUGAUGGAAAAGACGCCUUAGGAAAGCAUUUGAGGAAAGCUCACAAAGUUACCAAACGAAGAUCGAGAGUUUUUCCUUUAAAUUCGUAACUGAAAUUCUUUUCAGUCAUCAAAAUAAAAAAAUUAUAAAAUUUUGCAGAUUUGAAAUCAAUCAAAUUUUUUUUCUUUGAAAACUGAAAGUGACUAAAUUUUAAUUUAAAUACAAAUUGCUUUUCAAACA
Molecule: messenger RNA, 1725 nt
Organism: Clunio marinus
Lineage: Eukaryota; Metazoa; Arthropoda; Insecta; Diptera; Chironomidae
Source: the annotation of a GenBank genome assembly